GCCGGAGCAGCUCAGUUGUUAUCAGUCCACCUGAUGGUCGUCAUCUUCGUCGUGGCUUAUUAUCAGCUCGAGGAUUUGUGCCAAUCUCCCUCAUCUUUAGUCUCUUUUUCCUGAUUCGAUUAAUUCAACAAAAAUUUGGGCCAACUGAAACGCGCUCAAAUUUUUGAAUCCUAAUCGAACGAGUGUACUUCUAUCUAUUGAAAUUUUCACAGGACUUUGAAACUUAACUAUUUUCAACUAUGGACCCCGAAGAAGAGAGAAGGCACAUGAUGCUGAAGGCUUUCCAGACGUUCGACUCUGACAAGAAGGGAUACAUCGAGUCGAGCAAAGUCAGCACGAUCCUGCAAAUGAUGAACUUGCCCUUUGAUAAGGAGGAGCUAACGAGAUCGCUGGUGGAACACGACCCUAAAAACACGGGAAAGAUCAACUUUGACGGAUUCUCUGCCAUCGCUUCCGACAUCCUCGAUGAAGAGGAUGACGAGGCGAUGCAAAAGGAGCUGAGGGACGCUUUCCGGUUGUACGACAAAGAAGGGAACGGCUACAUUACGACUCAAACCCUGAAGGACAUUUUGGCUCAAAUUGACGACAAGUUGACCAGCGACGAUUUGGAUGGAAUGAUUGAAGAAAUUGACAUUGACGGAACGGGUCGAAUUGACGUCGAAGGUUUCGUGAACAUGAUGUGCAGCUAGCGUGUCAUCACGCUCGUCGCCAACAAUAAACCAGCAGUCGAUGUUUUACUAUCUGGUGCAACUGCUGGGCGUGGGGAAAUGUUUGAUGUGUGAUGGGAGGGGGCGGUCAAACGAAUCAAGUUGCUUAAAAAAUUCAUUCAUUUCAACAACCAACCAACCAACUUUCUUCAUGUUCUCUGCUGCUGCAAGGAAACAUCUUUAAUCGUCACCGGAGGCAACAAUUUAUUUUACCAAAAUUUGUGCAACAAUUGGAGAAAGUGUGUAAUAAGUAGAGAGAGUUGGGCAAUAUCAAAUGUCACGUUCCGCAUCAUUGAUUUGUCGUUUGGUUAUAUGAAUCGAUUCUUUUAGGCUAUUCUGUCGAGUGUAUAACGCCAAGUGUGUGCCAACAUGGGUAGAUUGAAUAUCAAUUCAAACAAAAGGAAACAAAUGAUUUAAAAUACACGCUGCUGAUGUGCAGCACGCUUGUGCAA
Daphnia pulicaria is the source of this 1159-nucleotide messenger RNA. Its product is annotated as troponin C-like. Lineage: Eukaryota; Metazoa; Arthropoda; Branchiopoda; Diplostraca; Daphniidae. The record is from RefSeq and is a predicted model, not a curated record. Gene Ontology annotation, molecular function: calcium ion binding. Bases 240 to 689 code for a protein of 149 amino acids. The transcript has 7 exons. Gene Ontology annotation, cellular component: myosin II complex.